Messenger RNA from Fonsecaea multimorphosa CBS 102226, 585 nucleotides. RefSeq lists its product as uncharacterized. NCBI's taxonomy places the organism in Eukaryota, Fungi, Ascomycota, Eurotiomycetes, Chaetothyriales, Herpotrichiellaceae. The transcript has a single exon. Bases 1 to 585 code for a protein of 194 amino acids. Gene Ontology annotation, molecular function: magnesium ion binding; holo-[acyl-carrier-protein] synthase activity. The record is from RefSeq and is a predicted model, not a curated record.
AUGCGAGCCCCCUUCCCUCUGGCGCUGCGCAUUGGCACCGACAUCGUAGCCACGAACCGAAUCGCGUCCUUACUCCAACCAGACAUCCGACGGUUAGUCCGACUGACCAAUCGAUUCCUGGUCGCUCAAGAGCUCGAGGAUCUCAGGCGCCGCUUCCCGCACUGGGACGAUGCAGAUCGCCAGGACCGGGACCAGCUGGCGAGGAACAAACAGGUUGCUGCCUGGAUUGCCGGCCGCUGGGCGUCCAAGGAGGCCGCCAAAAAGGCCUGGGAUGCUUCUUUACUCAGCUUUCGCGAUCUGAGGGUCGGAAUUGAACCCGACAGCGGCUCGGUCCAUAUCAUCUGCGAUAUCGCUGGUCUGAUUCAAACCUCGGAAAACGCUUCAGGUCAUUCCACAAUAACCUCAGGCAGCAGCAGCAGCAGCAGCAGCAGCAGUAGCAGCGCCAGAGUCACUGAGCAGACUGCUCAACUCAGCAUAAGCCACGACGGAGACUACGCCAUCGCCACAGUUCUUGCGACACCCUUACAUGCAGAUAUAUCGGCCGAGCUUGCACGAAGAAAGGCCGAAGCCGAAGCAAAGGUUUAA